AUGGUUGUAGCAAAAUCCCAUCAAACCCUCGUCGUGAAGGUCAUGCUAGGUCAUGGGACCUCGAGACUCGUCCUCCCUGCUCCCGCUUUCGGUCAAAUCUUCUCGAAAUCUCGGUACAAAUUACAGCGAUCUUUGAUCAGUUUGGCUUUUUGGAUUUUGUUCCUGAAGAUCUUGCUCUUGAACAGGAUGAUCAGGAAAGUCAGAAGGCAAAAGUCAUUUCGUAGUACAGAGAAGACCCACAAGAAGCGCUUCCAAAAUGGUUCCUCAUCAUUGGUCGAUAGUACACCAGACCUAAAUGGGUAUUUUUUCCCUGAACAGCUCUCAAAUUUGGGAUUGUUCGACGGUAAAGAAACGCUCAAGGGUUUGGGCUCGGGGCUGGCUCGUGGGCCAUUCUCAAAUGUCACUUUUGCGCCAACAUCGCCUGUCUCCGCCGCCCAGCCCCGAAAAAUGCUAUACAUACGUAUCCAAAGCGAAAUUCUAUCGUUAUGCGGGAGCAACGUGAAUCAAAGGAGCGCACGGGAGGACGAUAACGACCAGCCCAAGGAGUUCUAUUUCCAUGAAGAAAUCCCUUCACUGUUCUCCAUUUACAUACAUAUAGCCGUCUGCGAAUCAAGCAGCCUUGUGGAGCCAAAGGAACAGCAAGCGGGUGUGACUGAGGUGGAGUGCUUGCGACUCACUUGUAGAAGCAGUGGACAGUGGAGCACAUCCUAG
Messenger RNA from Lentinula edodes (shiitake mushroom), 711 nucleotides. RefSeq lists its product as uncharacterized. The record is from RefSeq and is a predicted model, not a curated record. Bases 1 to 711 code for a protein of 236 amino acids. The transcript has 5 exons. Lineage: Eukaryota; Fungi; Basidiomycota; Agaricomycetes; Agaricales; Omphalotaceae.